Molecule: messenger RNA, 402 nt
Organism: Oppia nitens
Lineage: Eukaryota; Metazoa; Arthropoda; Arachnida; Sarcoptiformes; Oppiidae
Product: U-scoloptoxin(01)-Er1a-like
Exons: 2
Coding region: 1-402 (133 amino acids)
Cellular component (GO): extracellular region
Molecular function (GO): chitin binding
Source: RefSeq, a predicted model, not a curated record
AUGUCAAAACAUCUGAGCUGUAUUUUUUCUCUUAUAUUAAUUUUAUCUCUAUUUUCUAUAAGUUUUAGUUUAAAAUCAAGGGUAAAACGGCAAUCAUUGGCCUAUAGAUUUGCCGACGGCAUCGAUCUGGUUGUUCCUGAUAUUAGAGAGUCAUUCAGUUGUGAAAAUCGUGAUUACGGUUAUUACGCCGAUUCGGACAACAAUUGUCAGAUAUUUCAUGUAUGUGUUCCUCCGGCACAACAGUUCAGCUUUUUCUGUCCAAAUCAGACCAUAUUUGACCAGAGAUUGUUGGUCUGUCAGGACGAGACAUUUGCCACUCCGUGUCGAGAAGCCGAACGAUUUUAUGUAAUAAAUCAGAAUUUUGGUGAAACUGAUCCCGAAAAGUUGGUUACAUUUAAGUAA